CCUACCUUUCUCAAUCUCUUUCUAUUCUGGAAAUCAAAAAUUUCUCAUACUCCCAUUCUUUCUCGAUCUUUCCUCUGCCUUUUCUCCUCCCUGGAGAGCUCUUUGCCUUCUUCGUCACCGUCGUGCGCGGGUCUUGCAUGUUUCGAUAUGGGAGAAAUCCAGAGGAAGGCAGGUCAGGUCAUGCAUGUCUCGAUCCGAGCGAGAAACAGAGCGAUGGUCGCUUCAAAUCGGCUGGUGAGACUGAGAAGAGAGAGGCAGAGCUGCGGUUGCUCCAAAUCGAUCGUCUUGGUGUCGUCGCCGCCGCCAUGGAAUCAGAUGAGAGGCAAGCAGAGAGGGUGAGUGAGAUAGAGUGGGAUUUUGGAGAUGGGAGGGUGGUUUUUGGCUUUGCCGCUGGAGAGAUUGGUGAGAAGGGAAGAGAUAGAAGAAAGGCGGCUGCGCCUUUGAGUGUGAGCUCGAGGGAGACGAUGUAGGGUUGUGGAGUCGGGCUUUAGGGGUUUGGGAGGGUUGGUGGGCCUGUAGCUGGGCUCCGGCCUAAUUAAGUUGUUGAGAGAGGUGGGCUUGCUGGAGAGAUGGGUGGGCUCAAGUUGGGCUAUCCGGUUUUUCCGGUUUUAACCGCAUCGGACCGGGCUGUGACCACUGCAACCGCAAACUUGAUUGGGUUACUUGGAAUCCGGUUUCCGGUUACAACCGGGACGGUUUAAAUGGCCAGUUUCCGGUUUGACCGAAAAACCGGGACCGGAUUCCCAGCCCUAAUGGGCAUGCAUAAUUAAGUGCCUGAUGAGUAGUGUGUGUAAAUGGUGCGUUUUCACCCAAGUCGAGUAAAGUGAAACGGUGUGUUUCCAGAAAUUCUCGAACCGAAGAACCAAACGGCUGUGGCCAUGGUUUUACCGAAUCAUGCACAUAAAACGUAACAACAAUGGCCGAAAUCUAUUGAGGGUAUUCGAGUUUUGAUAAUAUGAAAACGAGUUAGAAAAAAUCUCGAGAGAGAAAGUGACGAAGAGAAGAGGGCACCUACAAAUUAGUCAAUACCCUAGAAACGAAUUUUAUUCCGAGAAUAGUAGACAUUGAAAGAUUGGCUUCUCAUCAAAACACCAACAUAAGAAGCUGAAACAACUAUGGCACCUUCUUCAGAUUGGUACUAGUUUCAGAAGACUCCUGCUCAUGUUGUUUGUCAUAUUGACUGUGGCACUUUUUAUCGCAGGAAAUACCACAAUCGGUGUAAAGUCGUUGUUUGCAAUGUGUCAGGCAAUGGCGAACACACAAUGCAUAAUCUCCCGAAACUUGAUUCGUCGAGCUUAGGAUUACAAACAAUAGCAUCACUACUCCAAUCAUCAUCUUCAUUUUUCUUUCUUGAACAAAAUCUUGAAACAGAUUUUGAUUUCUUCUAAUAUAGGGUGUGACUGUUUGUGUGAGUGCUUCUCAGAGGAGAGCUCUUCCCUUUCUUAUAGUAGAUUCAGGAAAUCUAUUCCCUUUGGCUAUUAAGGAAAAAAGUCAACAAAUUUGGCGGAAGAGAUUGAAUCAUUUAAUUAUAAUUAAUGCAAGAUUUUUUUUUCCUAAUUGUAAUUAAUGUAGAAAAAGUACCUUUCUUUAACGGCCAACAUCUCGUCCCAGAAGGGUCCUUCUCUCUAAGACUCUAACAGUAAACAGCAUUAAUGAUAAAUUAAAUAACUCAAUCUCUUUUCUCAAAAUGAUUUACUUUAUUUCUUUACAAUCAAAGGAAACAGAUUCCUCAACCUAGUGCAAGAAGAAAUCAAGAUUAGUAGAGCCUUUUUUUUGCUGGAGAAAAAUGAAGACGAUGGUUGGGAUAUACAAAUUUUGGUCUCGCAAGUUUUUUUAGUUGGAUCUCUCUCACAUUUUGGUCCCUUACAAUGUUUGGAAUAUAUUAUCUAGCUCAUUUGUAUUCACUUUGUUGGUUGUUCGUUAGAUUUCAUCAUUUCAACUUCACACACGUCUUAAGUAAGUGUGUGACACUUUUGUUCGUGCAGAAAAUUAUCACUCCUACGAAUAUUUUGCAAAAGAAAAGCAAACAUGGAUUCAUGAAAAGGAAAUAGAAUGGGUGCAGAUUA
Linum trigynum is the source of this 2066-nucleotide messenger RNA. Lineage: Eukaryota; Viridiplantae; Streptophyta; Magnoliopsida; Malpighiales; Linaceae. The record is from the annotation of a GenBank genome assembly.